Suillus paluster is the source of this 975-nucleotide messenger RNA. RefSeq names its product cytochrome b5-like heme/steroid binding domain-containing protein. The transcript is spliced from 6 exons. Gene Ontology annotation, cellular component: endomembrane system; membrane. Bases 139 to 975 code for a protein of 278 amino acids. Lineage: Eukaryota; Fungi; Basidiomycota; Agaricomycetes; Boletales; Suillaceae. The record is from RefSeq and is a predicted model, not a curated record.
UGGAGUUGGGCCCUGAAUCGGACCUACUAAUCAUCAACAUAAGUGCAAACAUGCUGAUACUAUUGCUUCCGGUGACGAACUUCGUACUAACGUCCAACGCGUUUGACAGGAUUCUCAUCUGCGAAGUCGUCAACAAAAAUGUCUUGGAUCAUGAACCCUGAAGGUGAUGCUCCUAAGCCACCAGCAGAGGACAAUUUGGUGGAGGACCCAUCAGACCCUACCAGAAAGGUGACCAAGAAAACCGCCAAUCAGCCCUUCUUAGCCCACAAGCAAUAUAGAGAAAAGCAGGAACAGGAACACCAAGCAUGGCUCCAAAGAAAACGCGAACGCGAAGAGAAACUUGCCAAAGGAGAAGAAGUCGGUCCUGAAGAGGAAGAUCCUACUGCCGAGCACGAAGUGGGGUUCCUUGGGCUGCUGAAGUUCAUUGUAUACUUGAUUCUCAUUGUUGUGAUCGCGGGCAAGUUCUUCACUGGCAGCUUCCUCUGGGAAUACGAGGGAAAGUGGGCACGAUUGAAGACAUAUUGGCCAGAGAAUAGUGGGCGACUCUUCUCAGAAACAUAUUUGGCAACAUUUGAUGGUAGUGACCCAGCAAAACCCCUGUAUCUGGCGGUUGAUGGUGACGUAUUUGAUGUCUCGAGUAAUCCUGGAACGUACGGUCCAGGAGGUCCUUACCACCAUAUGGUCGGAGUGGACGCAGCUAGGUCAUUUGGUACAGGAUGCUUUGCCACUCACCGAACGCAUGACCUGCGAGGUCUGUCCGAAAACGAGCUCAGGGGUGUCGAACAUUGGAAGAAGUUCUUUGCUGAACACAAAACAUACUAUAAAGUCGGCAAAGUCCUGCACCACCCAAUUGAUCCUGAGAGUUCAAUACCUGAGCAUUGUGAUCCAAAGAAAGAGCAGAAAAGUCAUCCGACAACGGGGGAUGCUGAUCCGAGUCCGCAUUCGAAGGCGAGAUCAAUCCGCGAGGAAUUAUAG